This is a messenger RNA of Aspergillus terreus NIH2624, 354 nucleotides long. RefSeq lists its product as uncharacterized. The transcript has a single exon. Lineage: Eukaryota; Fungi; Ascomycota; Eurotiomycetes; Eurotiales; Aspergillaceae. The record is from RefSeq and is a predicted model, not a curated record. Bases 1 to 354 code for a protein of 117 amino acids.
AUGGUUGUCUUUACCCACUCCGCCAUGACCAGGUUAGCGAGCGGGGUAGCAUGGUCACCGCAUUCCUCCAGGGAAGACAAUCCCUCUGAUGGACGGCUGGCCUUCAUGCACGAGGUUCCAGGGCCCCGAAUAGCAGACGUCAGCCCGGGUAUGGGUCCAUCAGUGGGGACUGUUCGUUCCCUUGGGACCGAGAUUGACACUUGCGCACAUCGAGAAUGGGCCGGACGGCUGCGAACAGGGAAUGGGCUUCCCAAGAGAGCCCGGACGUGCAUAUGGUUCAGCACUAGCUCGCCAUCCCAGCCGACCUCGCUCGUGGUGGACAAAGGUGCUAGCAUCUUCAGCCGCGCCCAAUAG